GGGAAGAGGGAUAAGGAAGAGGCUUCAAUUGCCGCUACUGAGCUUGCGCCUUCUGCCCGCCGCGCAGACUCAGUAGCGCCCCCUCGGGAAACCCAGAAGCGCGGGGCCCCCGGCGGCGGAAAGCGAAGACCCCUGCCCACCUGCCCGGCGUUGUCAUGGCGCCGCCUUCGCGCUUCGCCGGGCCUAGCCGCCUGGCCCGGGUCUCCCGCUGCGUCUCGUUCAGCGCCUCCCACCGGCUGCACAGGUGCCGGGGAGCGGGGAGGGAGCCAAGAAGCGCCCCUCUUCGGCUGCUUGCUGGGAACGAGAGGGCAGCGGGCGAGCGGAGGGCGCGCUCAUGCGCGGGGGAGGGGGCUUGCGUAUGUAUGUAUGUAUGUAUGUGUAUGUAUAUGGGGAGGGGACGUGCGCUUCCUCCCUUUGCACCAAGACUCUGUUUUCUUUGCAGCAAGAUCGUGGCUGAGAUUCCCGAUUAAGGUUAAGGGAGGUGGUGGCUCUGAGCAUGUGCAAAGUGCUGCCCGAAGAAGCAGUAAGGAGGCACCCCCUAUACAUAUCCCCUCUAUAUGGAGCCGUUCUGUGUGUGUGUGUGUGUGUGUGUGUCCGUGCGUGUGAAUUUUUUUUGGCUCCAGGGCUCCACCGCAGAAUGGUUGGUCAUCCCAAAAUCGAGCUCUAAGCAGGCUUUGUGAAGUUAAGGGGGAUAGAAAGGAUGUGGGGCUUCCAAGCUCCCUUUGCUGCAGAGCAAGGUAAAUGUGCUGUUUUGAUGGGUCAGGACUGGGUUCAAGGCACAGGUUUCACUUAGACUAGGGCUGAACCCCAGCACCUGUUUGCAGUACCAAAGUGUGUUAUGCAUCCUCCCCACUCGCCACUGAGCAACCAUUAUCUAAAUUGCAUAGGUAAAGGUAAAGGGACCCCUGACCAUAAGGUCCAGUCAUGACUGACUCUGGGGUUGCGGUGCUCAUCUUGCUUUAUUGGCUGAGGGAGCUGGCAUACAGCUUCCAGGUCAUGUGGCCAGCAUGACUAAGCUGCUUCUGGCGAACCAGAGCAGCGCAUGGAAUCGCCGUUUACCUUCCCGCCGGAGCGGUACCUAUUGGUCUACUUGCACUUUGACGUGCUUUUGAAUUGCUAGGUUGGCAGGAGCAGGGACCGAGCAACGGGAGCUCACCCCGCGUUGCUCGGUCCCUGCUUCUGCCGACCUAGCAGUUCAAAAGCAUACCUGGUACUAAUUCAUCCCUCUUUCCAAAGCAUGAUGAUGACGACGACACACAUUUGUGUUUCACAGUAGCCAUGUAAAAGAGGAGAAGUGGAGAUUUGUAUUUCCACACAUGCAGUGGACAUAAACUAGGGUGAUGCACCCAGCUGUGGGGCUUCAUAGUUAUUGGGGGGGCAUGGAGGGAAUGAUACACUCUUCCCUUUUUCCUUCUGUCCCUAAACCUGAAGAGGGCCUGUGACUCUUCAGCUUUUCCCAUCCUUACACAUCUACUAAGAAAUACUCAGUGUACUACUCGGUGGGGCUUACAUCUGAGUAAAUAUUUUUAGGGUUGGGCUGUAAUCCUUACAUGUGAAAAUGUGCCCCAAAUUAUUUCUUCAGCUAUUCAAUCAGCUCUUUCAGUCCUUUUUAAAAAAAAUCUCUUGACUAAUUUUUUUGCCUCUUAACUUUCUUUUAUUGUGGGUUGUCCUUGAAUCAGUCUUGAAUGACUCCAGUGUUUUAAAAAUUAUGCAUUUUACAACUUUGGAAAGGAACUACUGGUUACGAAAGUUCAGCCCUCUUGUGACGCUUCUUAGUCAGAAAAGAUAAGGGACAAAAACCUCUUGUUUAUUCUCUGGAGAUGGGCAUGUUUAGAAUAAGACCCCAUCCAGAAACAUGUGUAAAACUCACGUUAAAACUGUAGCAAAAACAAAAGUUGCCCCACCAGGUUAGUGAGAAAGCACGUGUGUAUGCAUGCACACAUGUUUUCACAUGCUUAAAUUGGUGAAACUGGAUUAGUAACAAGCUCUUUAAUGCACUUCUCCACAGUAACUUGCUGAGUGAUGAAGAAAACAAGAAACUUUUUGGGAAAUGCAAUAACCCCAAUGGACAUGGGCACAACUACAAAGGUGAAGACCAGCUAAUCUGAGCACUCAUGUACAGCCAUACCUGUGUGUAGUUUUAAAACUCAUGACAUUAGAAUGAGAUUUGAUCCUGGGCUUACUAACUUAAGCUCUACUAAGCUACGACUUGUUGGUACUUAUGCCUGAUAAACUUGCUGUAUUCCAUUGGGUAUAUAAUGCAGGAGAUAUUCCUGUGUGGGUGAUAAAUCCUUUGCAGGAACUUCUUAUGCUUGAAAAACUCAGUGAGAAUUCACAUCUCAGUAGCUGAGCAAGUGCUUUGCACACACAAGUUUCCAAAUUCAAUCCCACACAUCUCCCAAGUGGAAACUGUGGAGAGCCACUGCCAGUCAGUACAGAUGAUAAUGAUCUAGAUCCUGGAUGUCCCACCAGUUGACUGCUAUCAACAGGUCGAUCCCCGGGUGCUAGCAGUCGAUUGCAGUAGAUCAUGGGCUCAUUUUCCUCUGCGUGGGAAAAAGAACAUCUGGCGAUUGCCAAAAUAAAGCUGCACGUUUUAUUGUUUACUGAGCAAUCGUUUGUGGAGCCCCCCUAAGAAAGCUCAACAACUUUGGUCCCCCCCCCCCCCAAAUGAGUAGAUCACUGCCAUUUGUUUAUACUGGGAGUAGAUCUCAGUCUUUCAGAGUUGGACGUCCCUGAUCUAGGUGAACCAAUGGUCUCCCUCAGCACAAGGCAACUUCCUGCAUCCUUGUGUUUUAAAUUUGAGGAGGGGAUGCUCAGCUAUGUGAACCACUCCCUACCCAGCCCCCCCCACCUUGAUUCUGCUCACAUUCUACAGCUCAGAUGGGAGUGAUUUGGAGGGCUGGGUGGGGGAGAGAAACCCACCCCCAGGGGACUCUUGAAUCACAAGACUACCCCAUAUGGGGCGGGUGUGCUCCUCCAGUAGCUUUUCAUAAGUAGGCCUUCAAAUAAACCCAGCCACAAACUGAUGUAUGUUCUCCCUGUUGAUUUGCAUGUGGGAGGUGGGGAGGAAUAUUUGGAAGGCUGCUUCUGGGGAGCAGCAGUCCACCCACCACAGGACAUCCUUUUGCCAUAAUGGACACUCUCCCCCCCCCCCAUAGGGUGGGCUUUUUCUCUCAACACCAGUUUUUUUACCAGGAGCAGUCCUCAUUAUUCUGAGUAUUUGUGUGGGGUUUUUUUGUUUUGUUUUGCAAGCAUUUGUUUUGAGUACUCAGAAAAGUUGUGGAAACUGGGUGCUUGCAAAAACACAGUUAGGUAAAUGCAAAAUUGAUCGUUAUGCUCUUGUAUUGCUAGUUAAAUUCAACAGAGGAGAAGUGUCUGAAAUGGCUUUUCCAUAUAAUAGUGCCUCUUUGUGGCAGAAAAUUAGAGGUGUUACCGGUAUUUUGAAAGCAAAGAUGUAGGGAGAAAGGGUUCUUUUUUGAAAACUUUUGGCUGAACUUGAUGAGUAUCUCUAUGUAUGUCAUCAUAAUUGAUUUGAAACUCACUGUGACUUCAUAUUUUUCUUCUCUUUCUGCUUCCCCUCCCCAGUGGAAGUAACUGUACACGGAGAGGUAAGUGUAAACUUUUCAAGGGUUUUGAAGUACAUUUCAGAUUGUUUGGCACCAAUGUGCCAUUUUUUAGAUUCUAGAUAACAACCAACCUGGGUUUUAUCCAGUCUUUAUUUUGCAACAUUUUGGUGAGUCACAGCCCAUAUUGUGCCUUUUGGAUUUCAGCCUAGAAAGAGGAAGCUAUUCUCAGUGAGUGCUAGUCGUGAGGGCAGAAAAAGGGAUUUCCUUCAUAUUGUGGGAGUGACUCAUAAGAACAUACACAGAUCCCUGAAGGAUCAGGCCAAAGCAUCCUGUUCUCACAGAGGCCACCAAGAUGCCUGUUACGGGGAACCUGCAAGAAGGCCCUCAGAGCAACAGCAUUCUCCCUACCCACAAUCCUCAGCAAUUAGUGUUCAGAAACAUAUUCCCUCUGACAGACUCAGUCAUAAUUUUGAAUUUCCAAAAUUUCCAAGGCACAAAACUGUUUGUCUUGUACAUCCAGGAUUUUCUUCCUUUCUUCCAAGGUGUGGUGCGUCACCCUCUGACCUCAGAACUCACCAUGGGGACUGGGCAUCAUGCCCAAGUGAAGUUUUAGGAUUAUCUCAGCACUCAGAAGCCUGCUUUCAUGUAUACUUUACCUUGCAAUGCCUGCAGUUGUUUUUUCUUACUCAGAUAUGUGAAACUGGUGCUGUGAUGGUUAUUGUCAUGGAGAGGUGAAGGCAAAAUGGUCCAGAUUAUGCCAGUGCUCAGUAGCAGAACAUAGAAACCUGUCUUGAGUCAAACCAUUUUUCCAUCUAGCUCAGUAUUGUCUACACUGACUGUCAGCAGCUCUGCAGGGUUUCAGACAUGGAGUUUGUCCCAGCCCUACCUAGAGAUGCCCAGAAUUGAACCUGGGACCUUCUGCAUGCAAAGCAGAUGCUUUAUCACUGAGCUACUGUCCUUCCCCUGCUUUGCACACAGAAAUUCCCAGGUUCAACACUCCCACAUCUCCAGCUGAAAGGUUUUAGGUAGCCAGUGGUGGGAAAGCCCCGUGCUUGGAACUCUGUCUACCAGAGUAGACUAUGGGGCUCAGUGGGCCAAUGGCCUGGAUCGGUAUAGAGAGUUCCUUGUUAGGGGUUCUGAAGAGUUACAAUGGGCACAAAGCUCCAAACAUUCCCCAGAUCAUACUGUCUUUUUCUUACGAGAUCUUAUUACCUAAAAAAUGCCCAGGAAAAAAAUGAUUUGAUGGCUUAGAUCCAGUUGUACUGGGAAUCAGAUAAAACGUCUUUUAUCUGAGAGAUGUCAAGUUUUAGAGAGUAAAAUACUGAUGCUGCUGUCUUGGAUAGAUCUAGCCUGUGACUUGUAGGAAGGAGAACUUCCUAAAGCAAAAGAAGAGCAAUUCCUUUGAAACAAUUUCUCUUCUCUUCUCUUCUCUUCUCUUCUCUUCCCUGCCCUGUACCCUUUCCUAGUUUUGAUUCCAACAACAAGCUUUGUGUUAACAAACUUGAACAGAAGAAACUUCUGUCCAGCACCAGAAAUUCCAGAGAGCCUUCCUUGAUUUAUUGCUGCUGUUGAGGGUGCUGUGAUGUUGCUUGCAGAUCGUGGCUACAAAGUCCUAGCAAAUCUCAUAAUGCAGAGCUCUCUGUUCACUCACCCAUUGCACCAGACCAAAGUCCAGUGUACUUGGCAAGCUGUGAGCUUCAGAAAUCUUACAUUUUGGCUCUCAACAGAGUGGCAAGGCCUUCUGUUGCUGCUGAUUUUUGAAGAGGGGCUAUGAGAGGAGCGGUUUAGCAGCAUGAGAUUUCGGAUACCAAGUUGUGUGCCUUUCUUUGGACUAAGACUUAGAGGUAGUCACCGAUAGGCAAAUAUCUCUGCUGUUUAUGUUAUGGAAAACAUAGCUAUUUGCUUCUCGUCAGGCUUAAGAACAUAAGAAAAGUCCAUCUGGUCCAGCACUCUCUGUUCUCCUUUGGCAUCUGGUUCAAGCUCUGUCCUUGUUUUGUAGAUUGAUCCUACUACUGGGAUGGUGAUCAACCUCACAGAUCUGAAAGACUACAUGGAGGUAAUAAUGCCCUAUUUUUUAUAGUAGAAACGUUGUCUGCAGUACUCCCCCAGCCCCCAGCUCAGUGUAUGCUGCAGGGAAUAGUGGGUUGUGGGGGCAGGAGGCUGAUGCAGGAGAGAAACAUGACUGGGAGAGCAAUGAACACAACCCGAAAGCUUUUGCAUUUUCCUUCAGACAGGUAGAGGAAAAGAGGCAAGGGAUGCAUCAGUCCUCCUAAACUAAGGCCAGAGGGCGGGGGAGAGAGAGCAGAGCAGUUGCUUGUCUUUCACGAUCUGGAAAAGGAGGAAAUUCCUCCAGAUCAAUCAGUGUUACACCUUAUAAUCCAAGCAGUGAACUAUUCAUCUCCCGUUUUGCUACAACCUAAGAAGAAACGGCCCGUUGAAACAGUUAUGCAUCAUUGCAGACCUGUAAUAAGAACCAACAUCAUUCUUAUUUACGUUUUAUUUAUCAUUUAUUUUUAUUACUCCCUUUUUCCAGGGAGCUUACGGUGUCUUAGGUUUUAUCCUCAGAACAACCCUGUGAGGCAGGCGAGGCUGAGAGACGGUGAUUGCCCCAACGUCAUUCAGUGAGCUUCCUGGCUGAGUGGGGAUUUCAACCCUGGCCUUCCAGGUCUUAGUCUAACACUACUAUGCCGCACUAGACAUGGACAUAACUGUUUAACCUCCUUUCCUCUCUAUCCUUAGGAAGCUAUCAUGGAGCCUCUUGAUCACAAGAAUCUGGAUAAAGAUGUUCCCUACUUUGCUGAAGUCGUAAGGUAGGGGAGCUUUCUGCCUCUCAUUAUGAACUGGGGCUGUUGAGUUCCUCUUACACAGCAGGUCCUUUUUUGCUUUUUUAUCAUUGAAUUGUGGGAAUACUGUGGACCUAACUGAAUUUUGAGUUCAUUUGACAAAGUCCUCCGUGAUAUUUUGGGUAGCAGGCAUGUUCAAUACUGUCUUGAUCAGGGGUUGGCAAUCUGUGACCCUCCAACAUGGUCAGGGAUGAUGGCAGUUGUGGUUUAGCAGUCCCUGGAGCAGUAUCUAAAUGGCUCAGGACCGUCUCUUUCCAUUUGCACAUACCCAGACCCUGAGAUCAUCUUCUGAGGCCCUUCUUCGUGUGCCCCCUCCUUGAGAGGUCUGGAGGGUGGCAACACGAGAACGGGCCUUCUCUGCAGUGGCUCCCCAUCUAUGGAAUGCUCUCCCCAGGGAUGUUCGCCUGGCGCCUUCAUUAUACACCUUUAGUCGCCAAGCAAAAAUGUUCCUUUUUAACCAGGCCUUUGGUUGAUCUGAUUUACAUCCUAUGCCCUUUUAAAAUGUGGUUUUUUUUGGGGGGGGGGGCUAUUGGGUUGUUGUUUUUAUUUUUAUUACGUAUUUUGUGGUUUUAUAUCUUGAUUUUAUUCUGUGAACCGCCCUGAGACCCCCGGGUAUAGGGCGGUAUAUAAAUUCAAUAAAUAAUAAUAAAUAAUAAUAAUAAUGGAGGGCACCAUAUGUCCCAUAUCUAGGUACGUGAUAAUGUGGUCAGCUGGGUUCGCAGCGGGUUGGAGAACCAUACUCAAGAGAGUGUUUAUCCAUGGUCUUCAUCAAACAGGAGGGAGGGUUCAAUUCAGGUGCCACAAAGCUCUGUCUUAAUCCUGGGACUCCAUAUUUUUUUAUUUUCAGUUGCUUAGAUUGAUAGGGGUUGGGUGGGAUCCUUAUCUUACUUGCAGAUGACACGAUACUGGAAUGGGAUUGCUAACAUGUCAGAGGACAACAACAGAUUAAAAAUGGCAAUUAAACAACAAUUAAAAAUGGCCUAGACCAAAUGGUAAUUGGGCCAAAACAACCAAAAUGAAAUUUUGCAUAGGUAUAGAGGGGAUACCUGGCUUGGCAGUAAUAUUUUAUUUAUUUAAAUCUAAAUUUAAUUUAAUUUAAUUUAUUUAAUCCCCACUCAGCCAUGAAUCUCACUGUGGCCUUGGGCCAGUCACAUGUGUGAAAAGGAUCAUGGGGUUGUAGUUGGUCUCAAGCUGGACAUGUGUUAGCAGUGUGGUGCUCCUGUCUAAAAGGCUCAUGCAAUUUCAGGCUGCAUUAACGGAAUCGUAGUUUCCAAGUCACAAGAAGUAACAGCUCUACUAAUUAGGCAUAAUUAGGCUGAACUAAUUAGGCAUAAUCUGGAAUAUUGUGUCUAGUUGUGGGUGAUGCACCUUAAGCAGUGUCUGGACAAGCUGGAAAUGGUUCAGAGGAGGGCAACAUAGAGGAUCAGCGAUAUGGAGAAUAUGCCCUAUGAGGAAAAAUUGAAGGAGCUAAGAAGGUUUAGCUUGGAUAAGAGAAGACUGGGGGCCAGAGGGACGUCACAGCCCUCUUCAGAUUCCUGAAGGAGUUGUCGCAAAGAGGGAAGGACUAGAUCUAAUGGCCGUUGCACAAGAGAGGGCAGGUUUUGGCCGAUCAUUAGGAGAAGCUUCUUGAGGAGGUCAACAGUGGUAAUUUUAUGGGACAUUUUAUGUAGCUAGAAGUCUUUAAAUAGAGCCUGGACAUCCAACUGUUUGGGGGGGGGGGGCGCAGGGAAGGCUUGUUCUAUGGAUUCCUUUCACUGAGCAGAGAUUGGACCAGAAGACUUCCAAGGCCCCCACCAGCUCAAGGAUCUUGUGACCAUUUUUUUUACACUAUAUAGGCAGAUUAAUGUCACUUGCCAUUCUUUUGUGCAUGUCCCAUUGGGUGGGAAAUCUGUGUAUGCAAUGCUUGUGGCCCUUUCCAACUCCGUACUCUUGUUAGACUUCAAACCUUCCUCAGCAGUAUAUUCUAAUGCAAGCGCCCAGAUAAUCUGUUUUGGAUGAGUGCAAAAAACUUUCUAAGCUUAUGCAACUCAAAAGUGAAUCGGUGAAAAUACUCAAAGAAGCACAGGGGUGGACAUCAAGGGUACAUCCAUAAAGGAUUCUUGUAGAUCGUUGUGCAGUGAUCCACAGCAGCUUCUCCCUCUGGUGUAGGCAUGUCCUGAGUGUCUGUGAAGAUGACAGAAAUCUAACUAGAAGGGCAGAAUGGCUAACUCACUGUUCUUUCUUGCAGCACUACAGAGAAUGUUGCUGUGUACAUCUGGGAAAACCUCCAGAAGCACCUUCCUAAGGGGACUCUUUAUAAAGUCAAAGUGUAUGAAACAGACAAGAACAUUGUUGUUUACAAGGGAGAGGGGACUGUUCUGGAGAAAUGAAGAUGCCUUUGUCUUGAUGCCUUUGAUCUAGUGCUGGUGAAAGAACCCAAUCAACUGGAGGAUUAAUAAGCUUUAUCUGCUAAGUGUAGCCAUGAGAAAUCUAGAAUGUAUCUUAUUUGUUAAAGAUAUGCUAUAACAGAAAGACAGCAAGGCUUUUGUGAAGGAAGUGAAUCUUUUGUGCAGUUCUGUGCUGUUGGAAUUAGUUGCUGUCUUGAUGUGUCAAAGUGUCCUCUAUUUUUCUAGAUAGUGAGAAAGAUGUAGCUUCUCUGCCCUUUUGUAUCUGUUUCCGUUUACAUGGCACAAGAGAAGAGUCACACCAAUUCAAGAUCCUGAGUACUUACAGUCAUACCUCAUGUUACGUCCUCUUCAUAUUACGUUCUUUCAGGUUAUGUCCCGCAGCGACCCGGAAGUACUGGAAGGGGUUACUUCCGGGUUUUGCUGCUCGCACAUGCACGCAAAAUGAUGUCAUGCACAGAAGCGGUGAAUUGCAACCCGCGCAUGCGCAGAUGUGCCACUGUGGGUUUCGUUCUUUUCAUGUUGCGAACGGGCCUCCAGAACGGAUCCCGUUCACAACCAGAGGUACCACUGUAUCCCGUCUGGCAGCAGCUUUUCAUGGUCUAAGGCAGAGAAGGUGUUUCACUGAUCCCAUUUUCUCAGUGGUAGGGGGACCUCCAGCCCACAGGCCUCAUUAGACCUGGAACAGAUCCCAUGUUUGGCCUGCAAGGCCAUUUCCCCCAAAUCAGAGGCAUCCUCCCCCCAUCUGAUGGAAUAUGUGGCACCAUGUGUGUGGCAGUUAAGGACUUGACUCUAGAGGAACAAUUGGGGUACUUAAUAUGAGCUCCCAAUUGCUCCUUGCCAAGUGGGGCUCGCUGACAGCUGAUUAGCACUGAUAGAGAUCCUCAUUGGGAUCGGCUGCUCCAGGCUGUUCCCCAAUGGGAGCUCCCUAGUGCAGCUCAGGGGGCCUUAUUGAUAGCUGGAGAUCCCAUGGAUUAAACUUGGGAUCUACAUAGAAAGCAUGUCCUCUCCCAUUGAGUUGGCCAUGGACUUUUCCCUUUACUCCUAUCAGGGUCCCCAGUUCAGAUCUUACGUCUGCCAUGAUUUUAGGCUAUGUUCACACACCACUUCUCAAAUUGAUGCAGACCGAGCGCUUGGUUUUUCUACGUAGUCCACACACAAUCGACCUCUGAUGCAUAUUUUUUUUGCCCCUGAAAAACACUAAUUGAGAAAACUGGUUUUACUCCAAAAAUAAAAGGUCGUUGCAGACUGAGUCUGCAUUACCCUGCAGUGUGUCCAUUUGAAAACAUGUAGGUGGUCCCAGAUAUGUGUGUGUUUGGAGCAGGGCAGCUACACCCAUCCAAUGAUAUCGUGGAUGGGUGUAUACAAAGAUUGCUGUCACCAUUCUCUUCAUUCAUUGGGGCUUGUGCAGGGAGGAUAAUCAUCAUCAUCAUCAUCAUCAUCAUCAUCUUCUGCCGCUCCCAGCUAGUCACCAGUCUAGCUGCCGCAUUCUGGAUUAGUUGUAGUUUCCAGGUCACCUUCAAAGGUAGCCCCACAUAGAGCGCAUUGCAGUAGUCCAAGUAAGAGAUAACAAGAGCAUGCACCACUCUGGCGAGACAGUCCAUGGGCAGGUAGGGUCUCAGCCUGCGUACCAGAUGAUAAACAGCUGCCCUAGACAGAAUUGACCUGUGCCUCCAUGGACAGCUAUGAGUCCAAAAUGACUCCCAGGCUGCGCACGUGGUCCUUCAGGGGCACAGUUACCCCAUUCAGGACCAGGGAGUCCUCCACACCCACCCGCCUCCUGUCCCCCCCAAAACAGUACUUCUGUCUUGUCAGGAUUCAACCUCAAUCUGUUAGCCGCCAUCCAUCCUCCAACUGCCUCCAGACACGCACACAGGACCUUCACCGCCUUAACUGGUUCUGAUUUGAAAGAAAGGUAGAGCUGGGUAUCAUCCGCAUACUGAUGAACACCCAGCCCAAACCUCCUGAUGAUCUCUCUCAGCGGCUGCAUGUAGAUGUUGAAAAGCAUGGGGGAGAGGACAGAACCCUGAGGCACCCCACAAGUGAGAGCCCAGGGGUCUGAACACUCACCCCCCCCCCCACUUUCUGAACACGACCCAGGAGGAAGGAGCGGAACCACUGUAUAACAGUGCCCCGAGCUCCCAGCCCCUCUAGACAGUCCAGAAGGAUGUUAUGGUCGAUGGUGUCAAAAGCCGCUGAGAGAUCCAGCAGAACUAACAAACAGCUCUUACCUUUUUCCCUAGCCCACUGGAGAUCAUCAACCAGUGCGACCAAGGCAGUUUCAGUCCCAUGAUGAGGCCUGAAUCCCGACUGGAAGGGAUCCAAAUGGUCCGCUUCUUCCAGGCAUGCCUGGAGUUUUUCAGCAACCACUUGCUCAAUCACCUUGCCCAAGAAUGGAAGAUUUGAGACUGGGCGAUAGUUGACCAUAUUGGCAGCAUCUAAAGAUGGUUUUUUAAGAAGUGGUUUGAUAACCUCUUUUAGUGGGUCUGGGAAGGCUCCCUCACAGAGAGAAGCAUUCACCACCCCACGAAGCCCAUCGCCCAGCCCUUCCCGGCUAGCUUUUAUAAGCCAGGAUGGGCAAGGAUCAAGGAGACAGGUGGUUGGUUUCACUCGUCCAAGCAGUCUGUCCACAUCCUCGGAGGUAACAGAUUGGAAUUGAUCCCACGCAACUUGACUAGACAGGACUCUAGCACUCUCCUGCCCCGGCCCUGCUCCCACGGUGGAGUCUAUCUCUUCCCGAAUCUGACCGACUUUAUCUGCAAAAAACUUUGCAGAAUCAUUGCAGGAGAUCAUGUGGCCUGUACUGGGCCCCGAUGUAGCAGGUGGUUCCGCUAAAUUGCGAGCCACCUGAAAAAGUCUCCUGCUGCUGUUUUCUGCAGAUUCAAUAGAGGCGGUGAAGAAAGUCCAAGGGAGGUUUUUCAAAGUAUCAAGUAACCACAGCCACCCUUGUGCAUGGCAGUAUGUGGAACUGAUCUACACUGAAAGCAGCAUGUUGUAGAUGAGCGUGAACAAUUCCAGCCUCAGAAAAACUACACUUUUGCACUUCAAAUGGGUUAGUGUAUACACAGCCUCAAAUGGUAGCUCUCAGCAAACCACACUUUUGAGUGUCACUCUUGGGAUAUGGGAAUAACCAGUGCUCUUUUCUUUCUUUUUUAAGUGCUGGUACUCACCAUGAAGUUGUUCCAGUAAGUGCCACACUUUUAACAUUGGGGGUUGGGGGAAGGUGCUGAUACUGCGUUCCCUUUAGUACCCCUAGGAAAAAAACCACUGGAAAUAACAAUUUCCCCCUUCCUUGCAGGGUUGUUGAAAGGACCACAGAGGUAAUGUAAUCAUAUAAAUGCUCUAUAAAAGCUACUUACGUUGUGUGCUGCUUCCACUAUGUGAUUCUCCUGACCAACAGUCAUUAAAUGUUGAUUUGUUAAUGGA
Messenger RNA from Podarcis lilfordi (Lilford's wall lizard), 12219 nucleotides. The record is from the annotation of a GenBank genome assembly. NCBI's taxonomy places the organism in Eukaryota, Metazoa, Chordata, Lepidosauria, Squamata, Lacertidae.